UAAUUUAGCUUUAAUUUAAAUAUUUAGAUGAUGAAAAAGAAAUAAUUCAACAAAAAAUGAAAAGACAAAAUAUUGAUGAUAUUGAUGGUAUGCUAAUUUUUAAUUUAAUUUUAUGUUAUUUUUUAAUUUAAUUAUUUAUUUCUUACAGAUGAAGACGAAGUAUAUAAUAAUCCAAAUCUUCAUUCAAAAGAACAAGAUGAAUUCGAAAUUCCUGAUGAUGGAUUUGAAUAAUCAUUUAACAAUGUUUUUUUUUUAUAUUUUAAAUUAUUAUCAUUUAUUUAUUUAUUUAUUUAUCUUAUAUUAUUUAAACACUAAGAUUAGAGUAGUAAAUGUUUUACAAAAUUCUUAGUUUGUAAUUUAAAUAAUUUUAAUAAAUUUAUUCAAAUUAUUAAA
Molecule: messenger RNA, 393 nt
Organism: Rhizophagus irregularis DAOM 181602=DAOM 197198
Lineage: Eukaryota; Fungi; Glomeromycota; Glomeromycetes; Glomerales; Glomeraceae
Source: RefSeq, a predicted model, not a curated record